AGGCGGCGGACAAUGCGUUGAAGUGAAUGAGCAGCUGUGUGUGAACACUACAACAGUACAACAGGGCCUUACAGCCGGAGCUGCUGUCCGAGCAACGAUGGGACGAAUAUAACGAGCCUUUUCUACAUGUUAUUAACACGGCGAGGUCAUUGAGAAAAAAAUGGAGGGAAGAAAUUUUGGCUACUCCCGAGACUAUCUUGACCGCUUCAUCCAAAGUCAAGACGCAUCUGUGGUGAACAAGUUCCAGCAGAAGUACUGGAAAACCAAACAGACGCUCAUCAAGGUCACCGGGAAGAAAGAGGACGAACAUGUGGUGGCGUCAGAUGCAGAUCUGGAUGGCAAGCUGGAGGUCUUCCACUCCAUCCAGAGAACAUGCAUGGAGCUGCUAAAGGUCAUCGAGCAGUACCAGAGGAGGAUCUGCCUCCUUUCCGAAGAGGAGAAUGAGCUGGGUCGUUUCCUGCGCACCCAGGGUUCACACGACAAAACCAGGGCUGGAAAGAUCAUGCAGGCCACUGGAAAAGCCCUCUGCUUCUCCUCCCAACAGAGAUUGGCUCUGAGGAAACCUCUGUGCCGUUUGUACCAGGAGGUCGAAACGUUUCGCUAUCGGGCUAUUUCAGACACGUGGUUGACGGUGAAUCGAAUGGAGCAGUCCAGGACCGAAUACCGGGGCGCGCUGCUCUGGAUGAAGGAUGUAUCUCAGGAACUGGAUCCAGAUACUCAAAAACAGAUGGAGAAAUUCCGCAAGGUUCAAGCCCAGGUGCGCACUUCCAAAACAAGCUUUGACAAAUUGAAGAAUGAUGUCUGCCAGAAAGUGGACCUCCUGGGAGCCAGUCGCUGCAACCUCCUCUCUCACGUUUUAACAACAUACCAGACAACACUUUUGCACUUCUGGGAGAAGACGUCCCACACUAUGGCAGCCAUUCACGAGAGCUUCAAGGGCUCUCAGCAUUAUGAGUUCUCCACAAUUAAGACUUUACAAGACCCCAGCAAAAAGCUGGCUAAAAAGAAUGGAAAGAAGAAAAUCAAAACAGAGAUAGAAGAGAGACCAGAGACCACAGACGACCAACUCAUCUCACUAGUAAAUGAAAACACCAGCGAUAAGACCAAAGGGAAUGAAAAGCCUCUCUCUGCCUAUCCAGAGUUAGAGGGAGAGGAUAAGGACAGCAUGGCCUUACUGAAUGAGAUCCUGGGCAGUAUGUCGGUGGAUGAGGGAGACUUCUCUCGAGAGUGGACGGAAGUGUUUGGUGACACAGAGGAGGGAAUGAGUGCAACAUCAGGUAGACCAGCAGAGGCCCAGCAAAAGGAGAAUUCCUUCUUUCUACCAUCUCAGCUGCUGGACCAGAGCUUGAAUAAUCUGCAGUCUUCCCUCUCAGAUUGGGCCAGGGUCAUUCCACAGCCCGUCGCCCAAGCAACACAGCACUCAUCUGGAGCCAAUCAGAAACCUUCUAAACCAGCAGUGAAAGAGACAACAGGAACGUCCAAAGACCUCUCAGCGUGGUUCAACCUGUUUGCUGACUUGGACCCCCUCUCCAAUCCUGAUGCAGUCGGCAAAACUGACACAGAACACGAACUUCACAACGCUUAGUUUCUUCCUCAGUAUCACGGUGAUCUUUAAAUGGGUACCUUUGUUCGUGGGCCACGGCAGGAUGUAGCUGCCACCGUGACCAGAGACAAAUCUGACCAGCCACACACACACUAAUGUCUUUUCUUUAAACUUCAACUAGAUACAGAGCUUAAACAAUUAGUCAGUUAGUCAAGUUAUUUCCAGUGGCGGAAGAAGUACUAAAAAUUUUUACUCAAGUAAAAGUACAGAAGUAUUAGCAUAAAAAUAUGCUUACACCCUUUCAGAAUAAUGUACAUUAUCGGAUUAUAAUUAUUGAUAGAUUAAUGUGUACAUCACUUCAAAAUUAGCCCCAUAUUUACCAGCUGCAACAUUAAUUACUUUAGAUACGACUAAGUAGCUUCAAUGAAUCAAUAAAGUUUCCCCAUAAUAAUACGUCAUAAAUUAUUUGUUGAUAGUAUAUAUAUAUUUUUUUGUCAAUAGUGCAUGGCAACAUUCACGACAUUCCCAAUUUAUUCUUGAAAAGCAUAAAUAAAUAAAUCUGUCCUUGUUUUUUUUUUUCCCCCUUAAUGUGGCCCUACUACUCUGUUGAGCACUGUUACUUAAGUUUAGUAACUCUGCACCACUGGUUAUUUUUCAAGCAAAAACAUUAGAUGUAAAGCUGGUUCCACAUUUUUUAUUUUUUUUAUAUCAUAUAUGGCAGUAAACUGAACAUCUUUGGGUUUUGGACUGUUGAUCAGAAAAUCAAGCAAAUUCUAGACAUCAUCAUGGAAAUUAUAAUUGGCAUUUUCACGUAAUCAGUAACUAGAGCCCUAACUGGAUCUUUUUCUUGUUAUAACAAUAUGCAAAAAGUUCCCUUUAUUAUAAUGACAAUGUGCAUGUUACUUGUCAUGCUUCGUAUUAUUAAAAGAUACACUGAAAUGUAAUAACAAGAAACUAAACAAACAAGGCUGGUAUGUUAUAAUAAUAUAAUUUCAGAUCAUUAACGUUUCUUAAUACCCAUCAUGAGACAUAAUGAGAUGAUUGUUAUAACAAGAGACAUUUUUCUGUCCUUACAAGAAAUUGAUCAGAUUUUUUUUCUCAUGGUGGCAGUAUUACGCUGCUGCAAGUGUCCCACUAACAGCUACCAGCUCUCGUCCUUUCCACUGUGAAAGGAAAACAUUUACAAGACAACUUUAUUAAGCCUGUUGGCUAUUUCACUCAGUUAAACGUUUAAUGUUUAGCAUGGAUACCUCAGUAUGAGUUUGGAACAAAAAGCCUUUGACAUUAGCUGCCUUGGAAAACUGUAGUCUCUAGUAGCAUUCAUGCUUUAUUUCUGAUUACUGAAGACCGCAGACAGGCAGAGCUACGUUGUGAGAUACAACAGUGGAAAGAAAGCAAACUUGACAAAGAUCAAGGUGCAAUAGUUGAUGUGUUUACAAAAUACUGUAACAUGUUGAGUGAAGCAAAGUUUAUGCAGUCAGAGAUAUAUAAAAAUAAAGUACAUUUUUCUGCCAUCCAUCUGUUACACACUUCAAGCAGUUAACUGAUCAGAAUUAUUGGAAACUAUUUCAGACCACAUUUUGUGAACUAGGUACAUCUUGAAGUUGUUUCUUUCUUCAGACAGAAAAUGGGUUUCCUUUUUAAGAUUAAAAUUUGUUUGCUA
Molecule: messenger RNA, 3206 nt
Organism: Micropterus salmoides (largemouth bass)
Lineage: Eukaryota; Metazoa; Chordata; Actinopteri; Centrarchiformes; Centrarchidae
Gene: ica1
Product: islet cell autoantigen 1
Exons: 13
Coding region: 161-1585 (474 amino acids)
Biological process (GO): regulation of transport
Cellular component (GO): Golgi apparatus
Molecular function (GO): protein domain specific binding
Source: RefSeq, a predicted model, not a curated record